Molecule: messenger RNA, 1491 nt
Organism: Stylophora pistillata
Lineage: Eukaryota; Metazoa; Cnidaria; Anthozoa; Scleractinia; Pocilloporidae
Product: tRNA (cytosine(72)-C(5))-methyltransferase NSUN6
Biological process (GO): RNA methylation
Molecular function (GO): RNA methyltransferase activity; RNA binding
Source: RefSeq, a predicted model, not a curated record
CAUGGCGGCCAUCUAGGAUGCCUUACGGUGUUACAAAGCUGACCUUCUCAGUCCCAGAAGUUGAAGACUAUUUGAGAAAUUCCCUGUGUAUUUCCAAGCCCCUUAGAAAAUGUACAGAAAACAGUGUGGAGGACGACAUUGGGGUUAGCAGUAUAGCGGAGCAUGACCUUAGUGAUAGUACAACUGGAUUUGAUGAGCUAUUGAAGGCACUUGUUACUCCACCUUUGUACACCAUUGUGAGGGUUAAUAGUCUGAAGACAACAAUUAAUGAUGCACAGCAGGAAUUACAGAAAAUUUUGAAGAAGGAAGGAAGACAUCAUCAUUUUAAAGUGAUCCAGCAUGACCAAUUAAAAGAUGUGUUGUUAAUCCAUGGAUUUGGCCCAGAUACUGAUCUUUUGCCAGUUGCAAAGGAGAUUAUUGUUGAUUCCAACUGUGGGGCAGCUAUACUAAGGGGGGCAGACAUCUAUGUUCCAGGGGUGAUGGCAGCUCAUCCUUCCAUGGAGAGUGGAGACACAGUCUCGGUUUAUGCCGAUCUGGAAGGGAAAUGCCGUAAAGGUCUUACCAAACAAUACCAUGGUAACAAGGUGUUUGUAGGAAACGGAACUGCCGUUCUUGCCAGAAAAGAUAUUUUCUGCUCCCAAGAAAAUGUGAGUGGUGUGGCGGUUCAUAUGACAUCUCCUUUGUUCAGAUGUCCAUCACUGGGUGGAGUUCUUCCUCAGCUGCUGUUCCUUCAAAACUUACCAUCUGUAGUGGUUGGUCACGUGUUGGAUCCUCAACCUGGUGAUGUCAUUUUAGACAUGUGUGCUGCCCCAGGUGGAAAAACCACUCAUUUGGCCUCUCUCAUGAGAGACGAGGGCGUAGUAAUUGCUUUUGACAAGAGCGAACCAAAAGUGGCCAAACUGAGAGCAAACUGUGAAAAGCUCUGUAUUCAAUGUGUAAAGAGUUUUGUAUUUGAUGGCGUCAAGUCUCUCGACUCUGAGAAACACUGUAAUAGGGAAAACACUUUACUAUCGGCGUCUCCACCCUACCCGUGUGGUACAUUCGACCGUAUCCUUCUCGAUGCGCCUUGCAGUGCCUUAGGUCAGCGUCCUCAGUUUUUUGUCCGAAUGACUUUGAAAGAGUUACAGUCCUAUCCGAGGCUACAAAGAAAACUCUUUACUACUGCUGUGGGGUUAUUAAAGGAGGAAGGAAUUCUUGUUUACUCCACUUGUACCAUAACUCCACAAGAAAAUGAGGAACAAGUUGCUUGGGCUCUGAAGUCGUUUCCUUGCGUGAAACUAGAUAAACAGACACCUCAUCUAGGAGGACCAGGUCUUCCUAACUGGGGUCUCUCAGAUGAUGAAUGUCAAUUGGUACAGCGGUUUGAUCCGACUAAAGUUAAUGCUAUGGACACAGAACGAUCUCAGUCUAAUGAAGAUACUAUUGGUUUCUUUAUUGCUAAGUUUAUUAAAAAGAAAAGUUCAUAAAAUCAAUAAAAAUUCUGGAAAAUCA